CGUCACCGUCGGGCCUCGGACCCGAUCUCUCUCCGGCCACCUCCCCCUCCCUCUCCCGGUCGCCGUCCUCGACGUGCACACUCUCGACGCGUCGCACAUCGGCCUCAGCGCGUCGCACAUCGUCUUCGUUGCCUCCGUCAACCCCGACGCGUCCCCCGCAGUCCGUUCUCAUGCUGUCCACACGCCGCCUCGCCCUGUCUGCUUCGCGUCUCGUACGCGCGUAUUCGGUUCCGCACGCAGCCCAGGGUAUGCCGCCGCCUCUCCGCGGCAUCAAGGUCGUCGACCUCACCCGCGUCCUCGCCGGGCCAACCGCGACGAUGCUCCUUGCGGACCUGGGCGCCGACGUGAUCAAGGUUGAGGAGGUUACUCGCGGCGAUGACACUCGAGCAUGGCAUCCCCCCGCCGCCCCUCUCUCGCCCUCCGCACCGUCCGAGUCUGCCCACCUUCCGCCGGAGUCCGCAUAUUUCCUUGCCGUGAAUCGCAACAAACGCUCGAUGACCGUCAACUUCAAGCGUCCCGAAGGCCUCGCCAUCAUUCACAAGCUCAUCCAGCAAGCUGAUAUCCUCGUCGAGAAUUACAUACCCGGCAAGCUCGCUACUAUGGGCUUAGGCUACGACGACUGCCGCAAGAUCAACCCACGAUUAAUUUAUGCAAGUGUCACUGGCUAUGGGCAGACGGGUCCCUAUCGUCAGGCCGCCGGCUACGACGUGAUCAUCGAGGGUGAAGCCGGCCUUAUGCACAUCACCGGAGAACCAGACGGCCCGCCAUGCAAAGUCGGCGUAGCAGUCACCGACAUCUCCACCGGCCUGUACGCUCACGGUGCGAUCAUGGCGGCAUUACUGUCGCGACAACAAACCGGGCAAGGCGCGUGGAUCGAUUGCAACCUGUUUGAGUCUCAGCUAGCGGGACUCGCUAACAUCGCUUCAAACUACUUGAUUGCUGGCCAGGAAGCUGGGCGUCACGGAACGGCUCACCCAUCGAUUGUUCCCUACCAAGUAUUCCCAUGCCAGGAUGGUUUCAUCAUGAUUGGUGCUGGCAAUGACAGACAGUUUUCCAUCCUUGCUGCGAAGAUCCUCGAGCAGCCAGAGCUAGCAUCUGAUCCUCGUUUUUCGACUAAUGACGCUCGGGUUGCUCACAGAGCGGACAUUGUGAAGAUCAUCACUGACAAGCUGACACAGAAGUCCAGAGACUACUGGCUCAAGAAAUUCCGGGGCUUGGGAGUACCAUUUGGCCCAAUCAAUAAUGUUGAACAAACAUUCAAGCAUCCACAAGCCCUGGCUAGGGAUAUUGUAGUGAAUGUUGAGCAUCCAAGAGCAGGUCCAAUCAAGUUAGUGGGACCUGCAGUCAUGUAUAAUGGUCAAAGGAUGCCAUUGAGAAGGCCACCUCCUUGGCUUUCCCAGCACACUUCUGAGAUUCUGCAGGAACUGGGGUAUGAUGCCCAACAGAUAAAGACAUUGACAGAUGCCAAGGUCAUAUGACUUAUGUUCAUCAGUGGGACUGAGCUGAGUAGACUGGGUCUUGUCAGCUCUUGAUUGUAUGUAUGUACAAUAGAGUUCCCCUGUGUGGGAGAAAGACAGCCAUAGUGGUCAUUAUCCUCACUUCUAUAACUCAAGCUAGCUCAUCAUAGUCUUGGGUGAACUUGAGGAGGAGAGUAUGGCAAGAUACAACCUUGACAGUGCCCUGAUAUUGUCAUGGAUGUGGCUAUUGUCAUUCAGGCAUGGGGCACUGGAUUGUUAUGGUUUUGUUUUGAUUUGUU
This is a messenger RNA of Rhodofomes roseus, 1756 nucleotides long. Its product is annotated as CAIB BAIF family enzyme. The coding region runs from base 171 to 1478 and encodes 435 amino acids. The record is from RefSeq and is a predicted model, not a curated record. The transcript has 9 exons. Lineage: Eukaryota; Fungi; Basidiomycota; Agaricomycetes; Polyporales; Fomitopsidaceae. Gene Ontology annotation, molecular function: catalytic activity.